This is a messenger RNA of Pseudogymnoascus verrucosus, 435 nucleotides long. It is a transcript of the gene TIM13, whose product is annotated as protein translocase subunit. Lineage: Eukaryota; Fungi; Ascomycota; Leotiomycetes; Thelebolales; Thelebolaceae. The record is from RefSeq and is a predicted model, not a curated record. The coding region runs from base 123 to 425 and encodes 100 amino acids. The transcript has 2 exons.
AUCUACGACACUGCAAACACAAACACAAACUGUUACUUCUACAACGAAACGAUUAUCACGAGCUUUUUCGACCCUCAAUUAAGGUUCUAAUAUUGUAAUACGCACACACAUAUCUUUUCAUCAUGUCGAUCGAUAAUGUCGGAGCCUCGUUCGGUAUCUCGGGCAGCGACCCGAAGACGGCGUUGAUGAACCAAGUUCGUCAAGAAGCCGCAUUGAACAACGCCAGGCAGCUGAUCGAGAAACUCAACGAACACUGCUUCGCCAAGUGCAUCCCAAAGCCCGGCUCCUCCUUCAGCAGCGGCGAGCAGCAAUGCUUCACACAGUGCAUGGAGAAAUACAUGUCAGCCUGGAACACGGUUAGCCAGCAGUAUAUCGCGCGGGUCCAGCAGGAGGGCGCGAAGAAUGCGGGUGGGGGGAUGUUUUAGAUGAUGGGGG